Messenger RNA from Morus notabilis, 513 nucleotides. Its product is annotated as probable calcium-binding protein CML13. NCBI's taxonomy places the organism in Eukaryota, Viridiplantae, Streptophyta, Magnoliopsida, Rosales, Moraceae. The transcript has 3 exons. The record is from RefSeq and is a predicted model, not a curated record. Gene Ontology annotation, molecular function: calcium ion binding. The coding region runs from base 1 to 513 and encodes 170 amino acids. Gene Ontology annotation, cellular component: myosin II complex.
AUGCCCUCACAUUCUACAUAUUCUAAAGGAGAGCUGAAGGGUUACUGUUCACUGUACAGUGUUAUGAACAUGGGUAAGGAUCAGAGCGACGACCAGGUUUCUUCCAUGAAGGAGGCCUUCAUGCGCUUUGACACCGACGGCGACGGUCGGAUCGCACCAUCGGAGCUCGGGAUCCUUAUGAGAUCCCUCGGCAGGAACCCUACCCAGGCGCAGCUCAAAUCCAUCAUCGCCGAGGAGAAUCUCUCGGCGCCGUUUGAUUUCCCGCGGUUCUUGGACCUGAUGGCCAAGCACAUGAAGCCUGAGUCAUUCGAUCGCCAGCUCCGCGACGCCUUCAAGGUCCUCGACAAGGACGCAACGGGAUUCGUCUCCGUCGCCGAACUCCGCCACAUCCUCACCAGUAUCAGCGAGAAGCUCGAGCCGGCCGAGUUCGACGAAUGGAUCCGCGAGGUUGACGUCGGCUCCGACGGAAAGAUCCGCUACGAGGAUUUCAUCGCCAGAAUGGUCGCCAAGUGA